AUGGGUAACCCGGUACCCGGCAUUUCCCGGCUCUCAUCUGGAACCGGAGUUCGGUUCCCACCUAGCCUGCCCCCAGGUCAAGAUCUACCGUGGCUCAAGGCCUUCAGCAGAGCUAUCACCACCAAGGACCAGAGACCAGUAUCACUACAGCUCCUCCACCUCCCAUCUGUGGCUGCCACCAGGUCAACGAUACACCUUAGCACAGAAGGCUCCACCACAGCCAUCACCUGUCACCCAGCCAGCAGCCCGUUGAGUAACUUCUUUGACGUAAUUAAACAGCUUUUUUCAGACGAGAAGAACAUCCAACAAGCGUCCCCCGACACGCCUAGCUCCCCCGCCAAGCAUGCCCCCGGCAGCAAGCCCACACCCCCGCCCAAUGACUCUAAAUGCCCCCCCGGCAAAGACAAAACAAAGAUGGCCGACAGCAGAGUGCAGGUCGUUCAGUCUGUGGAUCAGCAGGGCCUCCAGGACCCUCAGGAGGGGGGGGGGAUCCUCGGGGCUGGAGUUCUGCCCGGCGACAGCCAGCAGCAGGCGGUGGAAGUCGUCCCGCUGCAGGAGAACCUCCAUGUUCUGCAGGAAGAACCCUUCACAGAACCGGCAGAGAGCAGAACCUCCGUGCAGCUGCAGUACAGCCCUCUGGACCUGAGAGACAGGACAGCAGACGGUUCUCCGGCUCUGGUUCUGGACUUCACCCCGCCGGCAGAAGACUAUCUGGACCUGAGGAACCGUCUGAAGGCCCAGCAGGUGGCUCUGGAGACGUGUUCUCUGCAGGAGCGCCUGCUCUCGGGAACCGUUCAGGUGCAGAACCUCUGCUUCCAGAAGAACGUGUGGGUCCGGAUCACCUUCGACUCUUGGCGCUGCUUCCAGGACGUUCCGUGUUCGUACCUGAACCAGGUGUACGGUUCCCCCGACACCAACACCUUCUCCUUCUGCAUCUGCGUACCGGAGGUUCUGCACCCCGAAGACCGUGUCGAGUUCUGCGUCCAGUACCAGACUCCAGAGGGAACCUUCUGGGACAACAACCAGGGGAACAACUACCGGCUGGUGGACCCGAGUCCCGGGGAGAACCGGGAGACGGAGAACCCCGGGAUGCAGAUCCAGAACCAGAAACAGCGGGACCAGAUUGACCCGUUCGGCAGCCCCAGAACCUCUGUGGGGGUCUUCCUCUGGCAGAGCUGUGGCAGCGUGGAGACCAGCGCCCCCUACUGGUGAGAACUGGGUUUAUUAUCACACCCAACGAGGGCCAGAGGACCCACUGAGAACCCUUUGAGAACCUCUGAGGAACCCACCGCAGAUCCUCGCUCUACCACCAGACACUUUAACACGUUAGCUCUAUAGCACGUUAGCUCUAUAGCACGUUAGCUCUUUAGCACUUUAGCCGCCCUCACUGAAUUACCUUAAGUCUUUCUGAAAGACUUUGAAAGAGUUCCACGUCUCCACCCCCGGUUAGAGACCCGCUGCCCAUCAGAACCUGACCCGGAUCAUCUGGUUUUCCAAGGAACCCGCUGCCCAUCAGAACCUGACCCGGAUCAUCUGGUUCUCUUCACCAGGGACCAGCAGGGGGUCCAGAGCCCUCCAGAGUCCUCCAGACCUUCACCAGGGACCAGCAGGGGGUCCAGAGUCCUCCAGAGUCCUACAGACCUUCACCAGGGACGAGCAGGGGGUCCAGAGUCCUCCAGACCUUCACUGAGGACGAGCAGGGGGUCCAGAGUCCUCCAGAACUUCACCAGGGACCAGCAGGGGGUUUAGAGUCCUCCAGAGACCUCCAGACCUUCACCAGGGACCAGCAGAGGGUCCAGAGUCCUCCAGACCUUCACUAGGGAUGAGCAGGGGGUCCAGAGUCCUCCAGACCGUCACUAGGGACGUGCAGGGGGUCCAGAGUCCUCCAGAACUUCACCAGGGACCAGCAGGGGGUCAAGAGUCCUCCAGAGACCUCCAGACCUUCACCAGUCCUCAAUCAGGGCUUUAUUUGACCCCAAAGACCUGCGAGGCGUUCAAGGCCUGACGAGUAAAUUAUCAAAACAUAAGAACUGUCUCUCACCACCAUCAUAGGCCAAAUCAAACAAUCAGAUCACAGCCUUGCCCCGCCCGUACCUGCAGGAGCUCCUCACUGAUUGGUUCAGGGAAACCAGGAAACUGCACUUUAGACCAACAUACAGACCAUCUUACAGACCUGUGUGUGUGUGUGUGUGUGUGUGUGUGUGUGUGUGUGUGUGUGUGUUACCUGUCUGCACUUUAUAAAGUUAGUGUUAAACCAGCCAAUCAUUAACCAGCACACCUCCUGCUGUCCCUGCCCACAUCUCCCUCAGUGAAACUUUUUGAUUGAAGCCAUUAGCAUUAGCUCCUCAGCUAACUGCCAACUUUAAUUGGCCUGUUAGCUUCAGGUUGUCGUGGUAACUGCUGUUUGCACUUCCUGUUAGUUCCUUUUUAAACCCACCAAAAUAAAAGCCUGUAUUACCCAAAGUGUUGAUAUUAACAACAAUAAAACUGUUGUUGUUGUUGUUGUAAGUGUACCAGAGGCCUGUACUACGAAGCUGGUUCAACCUAACCUGGAUAUGUU
This is a messenger RNA of Notothenia coriiceps (black rockcod), 2560 nucleotides long. Lineage: Eukaryota; Metazoa; Chordata; Actinopteri; Perciformes; Nototheniidae. The record is from RefSeq and is a predicted model, not a curated record.